AACGGAAAUUCGAAUAAGGAUCUGCGAAUAACGACCUAACUUCAGCCUCGUCCCACAACCAGGGUUGCUGCGUAGCCUGCAGGGCAAUUUAACAAAGACGCUUGAUAACGCGACUGUACUGUCAAUCAUAGUCAGUCAAAUUAAGUGGACUUUGUGAAUAAGUGAUCUUUACCUCUAUGUCGAAGCGAUGGAUACAUCUGUGAAUACCGUAAUUGCUCAGCUACCUCGAACAAACCUCUGGUAGAACCAUAGAUCAGUAUUUUGACAUGUUAUCCGGGUUAUUUCAAACCAGCAGAUUGGGCAUUAGAGAGAGAAAACUUAAACGUAAAGGUUUGCUAAGAAAGACAGGCACUGCUUUCUGUAAGAGGUAGGCUGAAUUGUAGCUGACAUAACCAAAGAGAAGAAUGGCAACGACUUUGACGGCAGAAGAAGAACAGGCUACAAAGCAGUUUCUUGAGGAGAUCAACAAAUGGACCACGCAGCAUGGGGUUUCGCCACUGUCUUGGGAGGUGGCCAUCAAGUUUCUCAUGGCUCGGAAAUUUGAUGUGUUCAGAGCCAUUGAGCUUUUUCACAGCUACAGGGAGACGCGUCUUAAGGAGGGCAUUGUGAGACUUCAGCCCCAGGAGGAGCCUUUGCGUUCAGAGCUGCUCAGUGGGAAGUUCACAGUUCUGAGCGUGAGGGAUCCUUCUGGGGCUUCCAUUGCCCUUUUCACAGCAAAGCUACAUCAGCCGAGCAAAACUGGCAAUCAUGUUGUGCUUCAGGCCCUCUUCUAUCUACUGGACCGGGCAGUAGAGAGCUUUGAGACUCAGAGGAAUGGCCUGGUCUUUAUCUAUGACAUGGCUGGCUCAAACUACACCCAUUUUGAGCUGGACCUUAGUAAAAAGAUACUCAACAUGCUUAAGGGGGCGUUUCCGGCCAGACUGAAGAAAGUGUUUAUUGUUGGGGCACCAGUGUGGUUCCGUGUUCCAUACAACCUGUUGAGUCUGCUGCUAAAGGAAAAGCUAAGAGAGAGGGUGCAGAUGGUAAAAAUGACCGAUCUUCCUCAGCACCUUCCGCGGGACUGUCUCCCUGAACAUUUAGGAGGGGUACUUCCACUGGAUGCUUGUGGCUUGAACAAACAUUUAUUAGCAACCCAGAAUGGAAGGUCUGACCCUGUGGAUGAGCUGGUGAGCAUCCCAGUGGACGGCGUCUCCAUCCACACUGUAGGCCCAGAGGCCUUGAGACUUCAGGAGCUGAUGGACCAUGUGGGGGCGCUCCAUCGGCCUGGCAUCUAUGCAGAGUAUGAGGAGAUCCGUAAAGAGGCGCCGUCUGGCACCUUCCACUGUGCUCUAGCUCCAUACAAUCAGGACAAGAAUCGGUAUGCAGAUGUUCUUUGCUUAGACCAAACACGAGUUUGCCUCAAAGCCAGGAGAAAUGAGAGAUCAGACUACAUUAAUGCCAGCUUUAUGGAUGGAUACAAACAGAAGAAUGCCUAUAUCGGCACGCAAGGUCCCCUUGAAAGAACAUAUGGAGAUUUCUGGAGGAUGGUGUGGGAACAAAAUGUUCUUGUUAUUGUUAUGACUACAAGGACGGAUGAGGGCGGUAGAAAGAAGUGUGGCCAGUACUGGCCCUUAGAGGAGGGUGGGCAGGAGGUGUAUGGCCCCAUCGCAGUAGUCAGCCAGCGAGUGGAGAAGCAUUCCCACUACAAUAAGACCACUCUAGAGCUGCACAACACUGAGAACUGUGAGCAGAGACAGGUGGUGCAUUUCCAGUAUCUAAGCUGGCCAGACUAUGGUGUGCCGACCUCUGCUGUAACACUCAUCGACUUCCUGGCUGCAGUCAAGAGGCACCAGAAGAAUGCUGUAAUAACCAUGGGUACACAGUGGAGUGGACAUCACCUCGGCCCUCCAGUAGUGGUCCACUGCAGCGCAGGAAUCGGCAGAACAGGUACUUUCUGUGCUCUGGACAUCUGCUUGUCUCAGCUCCAGGAUGUUGGGACGCUGAAUGUGUUUCAGACAGUUCGCCGGAUGAGGAUGCACAGAGCCUUUUGCAUCCAGACCCCAGAACAGUACUACUUCUGUUACACUGCCAUUAUUGAGCAUGUUCAAAGACAGGGAUUGCUUAUAGACAGCCAGUGAUCUCUACAGAGAUCCCCCCCCCACCCACCCCCUCACAUUCCACUGGACUAAUGGAGGCUGCAGGAAGCCAUUUUAGAGUCGCUCCAACAUUCCACUGGACCAAUGGAGGCUGCUGGAAGCCGUUUUAGGGUUGCUCCAACCAUUUUACCGAGCCAAGUGGCAUUUCUUGAAUGAAGAUUGCAGUGAACUGAAUGCUUAUUUCAGCACAAAUCUGCAAAAAUGUAGGAACUGGAGAAAACUGACGUUAACUUCUCCUUACUUAAUUAACUACUAUAAAGGAAUGUCUACUGUACCUGUAAUGCUGAGGCGUUGAAUGAUGGUCGUGUAUAAUUAUAUGAUUUUCCUUUUAGUAGGUCUGUUUGUCACACAUAUAAGUCUAUACAUGUGAGUGUAUGUGUUGCUGCUAGCCGUAUGUAUUGACGGUAACAGAAUUAUCAAGCAGUUUCCAUUAGUUAAGUGUAGCUUCAAAGCUAACCAUCACCAUGGGCUUUGUUUAUAUGCGUCAUGUACCUCUCAGAAAGUGCCAUGUAUUUGUCUUUUAAUGAACUAUACAACAUGAAUCUUUAGGCACACAGAUAUAUAAGGAUUAAGAUUGCUAUAGAAAUUAUUCCUCAUAAUUGUACCAGACUCCUCUAUCCUAAGGAUCCGCCAUCGAGUUGAGACAAGGAUGUUCUGCCUCUAGAUUGCUACUUAUUUUAAUAUUGUUUCCUUGAGAAAGAAAUGACUCAUUUAAAACCCACCAUAUUCAGCCAUUUAACCACUAAUUGUACUGAAUAGAUAGACAGUAAGAGUUCUGUGUUACUGCUCUCUGUUCUGUGUUAGUCAGAUCACAUCUAAGUUGAACCAAACUCAUUUUUUGUUUGCAACUAAAUAUGCAUGUUUAAGGACCAUUUGUUUUGCUUUAGGUGAAAAUUACAAAGCAGAUAUUUAAUCCUCAGUAAAUGUAUACUGUCUAAUGCAAGGUAUAAAAUGAAGUGGACAUAAA
Clupea harengus (Atlantic herring) is the source of this 3102-nucleotide messenger RNA. RefSeq names its product protein tyrosine phosphatase non-receptor type 9a (gene ptpn9a). Gene Ontology annotation, biological process: protein dephosphorylation. The record is from RefSeq and is a predicted model, not a curated record. NCBI's taxonomy places the organism in Eukaryota, Metazoa, Chordata, Actinopteri, Clupeiformes, Clupeidae. Gene Ontology annotation, molecular function: protein tyrosine phosphatase activity.